This is a messenger RNA of Nicotiana attenuata, 614 nucleotides long. RefSeq lists its product as uncharacterized. The transcript has 5 exons. The record is from RefSeq and is a predicted model, not a curated record. Lineage: Eukaryota; Viridiplantae; Streptophyta; Magnoliopsida; Solanales; Solanaceae. Bases 99 to 614 code for a protein of 171 amino acids.
AUUGUUAGUUUGAAACAGCUGUUGAUUUUGUGGCCUUGAUUGUUUCUAUCACUUGAUCUUGGCCUGGUUUCUUUGAUGAAGAUCUCAACUGCAACUGCAUGUUCCUUGAGGACCGAUUUCAUUUCAGGCCCUGGAGAACCUCUGAUUUUUCCAGACUUCUCCAUGAUGCUUCGGGACAUUGGGAAAUUUUUGGCUCCUCAAACUUUGGCGCAACGGCUAGUCGCGUGGGACUUAACCUUUUCCAACCUUAUUUCGGCUUCAUAGGCCUUUCAUUUUUGGCUUCUUUCUUCCAACUUCAAUUUCAGAUCAUUUGGGUGCCUUGGAUUUUCAAACCAUUGCUAAGACGGAGUUUUCCAAUUUCAAAACAUCAGCCACCGUGGCUUGUCGAGGUUGACUUGAUACCCCCGACGAGAACAGAGUUAGACCAAAAGGGAUUUCAAAGCAAAAAAAAUGGAAUGGGGAAUGAGUUUAAAACAAGAAGUGUCCCUUUUGAGGAAAGCAAAGAAGGACUUAUCUGGAGCAACAGACUGUUCAUCACAUCAGAAGUUUCUUCAUCCCGAAAAAUAAUUCUUUCAGCUUCAAUCAAAUCUUCAAUUGCGCUUUUGAGGGUCUAG